AUUGGCUUUGCAGUGCGCAUCCGGGUCCGCGUCAGGAAGGCCCAAGUUUCCAUCGCGCGAGGCUGAGCCACACGGCGUGCGAGGCUCCCCCAGCAGCACGGACUCGGAUCUCUGGGAGGCGCCCCCAGAGCUCCGAGGACUCGCCCCGCGUCGCGCGGUUCUGCCGACACCUGUUACCUCAAAGAGGACUUCGCCGCCCGCGCCCCCCGCCCCCACGUCCUCUGUCAGGCCCGGGAGCGCCGUCCGCAGCGCCGUCGAGGUGAUGGGCAGCCGGCCCCGCAGCCCCAGCGCCUGCCUUGCGCCCUGGUGGGGACAGCAGCCAGGAGGACCAGGCCCUGCCAAGCGCAGCCGAUUGGAGGAGCCCACGGGCCCCGAAUCCCGCGCGGCGCCCAGCCCGGAAGACCCGGCGGGGACCCCGGCCGUGGACGCGCUCACCUCCGUGGUGGUCCUGGCCGCAGGCUGUACCCUGCGUGUGCACCUGGAGGACGUCGACUUGGUGCUGGAGCUCGCGCCAAUGUCGGUCCUGCGAGUGUCUCUCGGUGGACACGCCCUCAUCGUGAUCCCGGAGGUCCUCCUGAGCUCUGUCGACGAACGCUCAGGAGCGCAGGGCGACUGGUCUGCCGGCCUGGAAGUGGACGUUUUCCUGGGCGCUCACGGGGAAGACGUCGUCUUCGAGCAGGAAGUCUGCGCAUCUGUCCCAGAGAUCGCUGCCCAGGAAGAGGCCUACGAGAAGGACGCGGACUCUGAAUUCCCGGAGCUCUGGAUGGACUCCGCAGCCGGCCCAGCCGCUGGGCUCUACCCCUCCGCUAGAAGUAUGUUCAGCCCCUACCGGGAGGGCCCCAUCCGAGGGCCCUGUGCUCUGGCCCCCAAACCCAGUUCAGAGAGACGCUCUCCACGCCCCAUCUUCGACCUGGAAUUCCACCUUCUGGAGCCUGUCCCCAGCUCACCUCUUCAACCUCUACCUCCCUCUCCGAGUCCAGGUCCCCACGCGCGCCCGGAGCUCCCAGAGCGCCCUCCGUGCAAGGCCCGGAGACGCCUGUUCCAGGAAUGAGUUGCCUCCCACAAUCCCUUGCCACCUGCUGGGCUCCAGGCGACUGUCUGCUGAUAGCCGUUGUGUGUAUGUUGCGCAACCUACAAGGAUCUGGGAGAGUGGAUAACGGAUAGAUGCUUUUUUGAUACAGGCUGCGUUGCAGAAUUUUGGAUCAGUGGCUGACUUAGAAAGUCUGGAAAAAAAGAUCCUCCUCAGCGUAAAAAAUACGCUAGUUGAAAUACAGUCUACUUUCAGACUGUGAGAUUGCUGCUUCGGGCCUGUUUUGUUUGGAAGUCACCCCUAGGCAGUUCCAUUCCCCUUGGUUUUGCUUUAAACCUCAGUUCCAGCACAUUUCUCUAAAAAUCCUCCCUUUCCCCAGCACGUUACCAUGGCACCCCUUUUCUCCCAAGUUAAUUUACUAUAUUUAUUUUGUUUAAUGGGUUUUGGCCCUAGUCUCUGGGCUAGUUUAUGACGACCUUCUCACCAUGGAAUUUUUCCCUAUGGUGGCCUGAGCCCUUUCGCGUGAUCUUGCAAAUAGUUGUACCUGGACAAAUGUUUGUUGUUUGCAAAACAGACAGAACUCGGAAUAAUGAUCAUGUACCUUCCGUUUUUUCAUAAUUGGCUUAGCAAAUUGUUUAUGUUAUUGGGCUUGAUUUUCCCCCCAACUCUUAGAGAGCCAGCUCUUUUCCAUUCAUUUCUUCUUGUAUGUUUUUAAUAUAAUUAUUUUAUCCUGGAAAAGCUUAUAAUUCUAAGACUCUGUGUGUAUAUGUGUGGUGUGUGUGUGUUGUUUGUUUGUUCGUUUUUUGAGACAAGAGUUUCGCUCUUGUUGCCUAGGCUGGAGUGCAGUGGCACAAUCCCAGCUCACCGCAACCUUUGCCUCCCAGGUUCAAGCAAUUCUCCCGCCUCAGCCUCCCAGGAAGCUGGGAUCACAGGCAUGCGCCACCACACCCAAUUAAUUUUUUAUUUUUAGUAGAGACAGGGUUUCACCAUGUUGGCCAGGCUGGUCUCAAACUCCUGACUUCAGGUGAUCCAUCCACCUCAUCCUCCCAAAGUGCUGGGAUUACAGGCACGAGCCAUCGCACCCAGUCGGAAAUAAUUUGUUUCUUAGGUUGAUGUUGUAUCAAAUGCAAUUACUGAAUUUCUUUAAUGGUGUAUGUGUAGAUUCUCGAUUGAUUGAUUGAUUGAUAAAAACAAUAUCUCCAAAUAAUGAGAAUAUUGUCUCUUUUGACAAGCUUCUUACAUCUUAUUUUUCUUUAAUCUUUUAUAUUGGACAUUACUUGAAGUCCAGGUUGAACAGUAUGGUUAAUAUGGGCAUUCCUGUUUUAUGCCUUGUGUUAAUGCUUCUAAAUUUUACCAUAAAGUAUGAUCUUUACUCUACAUGGUUGUUAGAUGACCCUUAAUCUAUUGAAGCAGUUAAUUUCCAGUCUUUCAGAUCAUGAAAAAGUGUUGAAUUUUUGCUUUGUUUUUGCCUAAGUUACUACAAAGAUGUUAUCAAGUUGUUUUAAAUGUUGACAUUUAAUUAUUUGUGUGUAUACAAUAAUACAAUACAAUAGCUAGAUGGAACCUUUGGGCCAUGAGAGUACGUACAGAAACCUGGCAAGAGCGCUAUUGAGACCAGGCUUUGGGCUUCAGGGAUUUCAAACAAUUGGAUGCUUUAUGAAGACUUGAGAAGACACAAGUGGAAGAAGAAAGGCAGUAACUGCAGGGUCCAUUUAAGGUUUUAAAUGUUAAAAAUUUAAGAAAUUUUUUUUUCU
Messenger RNA from Nomascus leucogenys (northern white-cheeked gibbon), 2784 nucleotides. It is a transcript of the gene PRR23C, whose product is annotated as proline rich 23C. The coding region runs from base 263 to 1051 and encodes 262 amino acids. The transcript has a single exon. The record is from RefSeq and is a predicted model, not a curated record. NCBI's taxonomy places the organism in Eukaryota, Metazoa, Chordata, Mammalia, Primates, Hylobatidae.